UUUUCGAGGAUGCUAAAUCACGAUUGGUCGGUUCGUUUAAUGACAAGUGUUCCGUUCUCUUUCUUGAUUCUUAUUUUGUUUUGUUUUUACAUGCUCUUGAGGUGCUCUUGAAACUUGAAAGGUUCUCGCGUGUCGAUUUGUCGCUCCGAUUCGCGACGCGAGCAGACGCGCUGCUUAUCGCUCCGACAGUCGGGACGUCUUGGCCGUCUUGGCAGAACGGGACAGAAGCAGAAAACUACUUUAAUCAGUGAUCAGACCGAACUCGUCGAACGCGCUCCGUCUUCGUCUACGUCUACGUCUACUCUCGUUGCUUCUCCAUCGGGAACUCGCAACUCUGAACUCACUCUCGUCAGUGAUUUAGAAUAUUUUAGAAUCACCGUAGAUUGGCAAAGAGAAGUGAUAUUUUCUUUUGUUUUGGUCGAGCUUCCGCCCCUUCUGCCAACGCGCUACACCGCCACGGCCAGGGUCAGGCAGGCCAGAUCCGCCAGAUUCCAGAACAGUCACUAGUCAGCAGAGUCAGCUUUCGUUUUUCGAGCUAAUCAGCUGUUACGGUUGUUCUCAAGCGAAGCGACUAACAAUAAGCAUAAUGCUAUAAACGCCUGUAGAUUCCGCGACAAGUCGAGCCUGGUCGAGCCAAAUCGUUGACAAAACAAUGAGUUUUUCUUCGGAGAAAGGACAGGAUAGCAUAUCCAAGGAGGAAUGGAUGUCAAAGUUGGAGGAGAGCUCCUACAUACAAAAAAUGUCAAUGAACAACCUAAUCAUGAAUUAUCUAGUCACAGAAGGAUUCAAGGAGGCCGCCGAGAAGUUCCAGCAAGAGUCGGGAGUGGGUCCAACGGUAGAACUGAGCUCUCUGGACGACAGGAUCCGUAUUCGAGAUGCCAUACAAAACGGUCGUAUCCAGGAAGCGACGGACUUGGUGAAUCAGCUGCAUCCCGAACUGUUGGACAACGACAGAUAUCUCUACUUUCAUCUGCAACAGUUGCACCUGAUUGAACUGAUACGCACAGGCAGAGUCGAGGAGGCGCUCCAGUUUGCCCAGGAUCAACUCAGCGAAGCCGGCGAGUCGGAUGAUAAUAUAUUGUGCGAGUUGGAACGUACAUUGGCCCUGUUGGCCUUUGACGAGCCACAUAAGAGUCCGUUCAGCGAUCUUCUACAUCCAACACACAGGCAGAAAAUUGCGAGCGAAUUGAACGCCGCUAUAUUGAAAAUGGAGCACAGGGAAUCUACCAGCCCUCGGCUUAACAAUCUGUUAAAAAUGAUACUGUGGGCUCAAGACGAGUUGGACAAGAAAAAAGUCAAGUAUCCUAAGAUGACCGAUCUCGGUAGUGCCACAAUUGAGGAUACAAAAUAAUUUUAUAGUAGACAGAGAUUGGGAGCAUUUCUCAGUUUUAUUUAUGAAUGAGAUAGAUGAAUGUCUUCAAGUCACCUUUAAGUGUAAUUUUGUAUAAAUUGCUGUUUAUUUCGUAGGAAAUUAUAUCCAAAUUUUAACCUUGCAUACCAAGCGUGUGUAUGGGUGAGAGAGAGAGAGAGAGAGAGAGAGACAGACAGAGAGAGAUAUAUGGUGUGUAGAAUCAUUAAGGUAUUGAUUAUAAUAGGAAUGUAAUGAAAUUGAUGCAUCAUUGUUUUAAUUGCUGUAGGAAAUAAGAAUUAUUGUAAUAUUUCUUAUGUCUUUCGGUAUUUAACAUUAACAUAAUACAGGUAGAGCCGGUAGAGCUAUUUUCAACUAUUUUGCGUACAUGCAAUAUUUACUAGAAACACACUCACACACACACACACACACACAAAAUCACGCAAAAGAUUUGCAACAUGACUCUGGCUAUUAGCCGUUCUAUAUAAUUGUAAAGAUACAUACAAAUAUAAUACUUAAUACAUAUAA
Messenger RNA from Temnothorax curvispinosus, 1876 nucleotides. RefSeq names its product glucose-induced degradation protein 8 homolog (gene Hou). Gene Ontology annotation, biological process: proteasome-mediated ubiquitin-dependent protein catabolic process. Gene Ontology annotation, cellular component: cytoplasm; nucleus. The record is from RefSeq and is a predicted model, not a curated record. The transcript has 3 exons. Gene Ontology annotation, molecular function: protein binding. Lineage: Eukaryota; Metazoa; Arthropoda; Insecta; Hymenoptera; Formicidae. The coding region runs from base 653 to 1351 and encodes 232 amino acids.